Messenger RNA from Sapajus apella (tufted capuchin), 3966 nucleotides. RefSeq names its product serine protease 41 (gene PRSS41). Gene Ontology annotation, molecular function: serine-type endopeptidase activity. Gene Ontology annotation, biological process: proteolysis. The transcript is spliced from 8 exons. NCBI's taxonomy places the organism in Eukaryota, Metazoa, Chordata, Mammalia, Primates, Cebidae. The record is from RefSeq and is a predicted model, not a curated record. Bases 1255 to 2955 code for a protein of 566 amino acids.
UAUUUUUAGUAGAGACAAGGUUUCACUAUGUUGGCCAGGCUGGUCUUAAACUCCUGACCUCUGGUAAUCCACCUACUCAGCCUCCCAAAGUACAGAGAUUACAGUUGUCAGCCACUUCGCCCGGCCCACCCAUGCUAUUAUUUGCAUUCCGAGUCAUGGAUGCAUGGAAAAAUACUAUCCUUUUGCUGUGAGGGCCACGGGGUAGCCUUACAGCAGACACUCAAUAGGCUUGGGGUGUUCAGAUGCUACAUAUCCAGACCUCUAAGGGAAACUCUAAGAUCUUGAAUGUCUUGCCUGAUAAGAAUGCCUCCGCAUACCUGGACCCCUGGGCCCCGGCCGAUAGCUGGUGCACACAACAUGACUGAAGGUGGGGCCACAGGCUGUGCAGUAUCACGGGACCUCUGGAGGAGCUUGAGGCUGACUGACUAACGUCAGCCAUGCAGCUGCUCCAGGCCAACACCGCCAACCUCCAGUAAAACCCUGCCGCCAAGGCUUAGGCCAGUGUCCCUGGUUGUCACACUUCCAUGCUGGGAGAAUGAUGGGUGUGCACAGGCCUCCCCUGGAGCGCUCACCAUGGUCUUCCUCCUGGUCUCUCCUGCACUCUGCCCUGUGCGCCUUUUCGUUUGCCGACUCUAACCUGAGUCCUUUCACUCCCUAAACCCUAACCAAGAGUGUGACGGUUUUCCUGAGUAGUGGGAGCUCUGCAGGUGGUGUGGACCUGGACUCAGAGGUUACGUUGGCUCACUGAAACAUCUCCCACAAGGCAGGAAGCGUGUGGGGCCCCCGGCAGGGCAGGGGGCAGGAAGUGGGGCUGAGAGCCCCUGGGCUGUGACAUUCUGUGGGUCUGUACAGGACGGGCACUUCCACGCUGCCAGGCCCCACACAGCCCUCAGGAAGGCCUUACCUGCCUGCUUUAAGCGGGCUCCCGUCUCGGGGCCAGGCCCUUGGUGCUGGAGGAGGUCAUGGGUGGAAGACGGGGGGCACCAAGCGGGCAGCCAGGACCCCACAGGCUACAGGCAAGAAAAGGACUGUGCGGUCCACCGGGUCUGGGCCACAUCAAGGGGUGUGGUUGAGGACCCGCCCCAAGGAGCUGAAAGCCAGGGCGCUGCCAGUCAUGAGGGUCCUCAACAGCCCUUGGGCCCAGGGCCGGUGAAGCUAGGUGGAGGAGCAGAGCUCCCACCCCGCCCCCAGGGGGCGCCCCGGGCCCAGCGCGGGAGGAGGCAGAGGGGGCGCCAGGCAGCGGGAGAGGAGGCCAUGGGCGCGCGCGGGGCGUUACUGCUGGCGCUGCUGCUGGCGUUGAGGGGACUCGGGAAGCCGGAGUCGCAGCAGGCGAAGCUGUUGUCAGGUAGGGCGCCAGGAUGCGCGAUGCCUGCCAGGGCCGCUGGGCUGGGGUGCAUGGGACCCAUCUCUGUUCCAGGUCCCAAGAACGUAAUGCUCUCAAGUAACCUGUGGGCCCUGGGGGUGGGACCGGCAGCUUCCCACUACGUGGGAGGGUCCCCGGCGUCACCUGCUUGGCGUGUAGUUCCCCGGGGUGCCCCUCCCUGCGUCCACCCUGGGGGUGAGACAGUGCGGGGGCGGGCCUGCCCCCUGCAGCUCAGCCGCGUCUAUCUGUCCAUCCCAGAGCCCUGCGGCCACCGAGAAAUACACUCGCUGGUAGCGGGUGGAGUGGAAUCCGCGCGCGGGCGCUGGCCAUGGCAGGCCAGCCUGCGCCUGCGGAGACGCCACCGAUGUGGAGGGAGCCUGCUCAGCCGUCGCUGGGUGCUCUCGGCUGCGCACUGCUUCCGAAAGCACUAUUAUCCCUCCGGGUGGACGGUCCAGUUGGGCGAGCUGACUUCCAGGCCACCUUUCUGGAACCUGCGGACUCACAGAAAUCGUUACAAAGUGCAGAACAUCAUUGUGAACCCUGCCUCCUUUGGAGUUAUACACAAUGACAUCGCCCUGCUGAGACUGGCCUCCUCUGUCGCCUACAAUGCGCACGUCCAGCCCAUUUGCGUCGAGCCGUCCACUUUCAUCUUCCUGCACCGGCGAGACUGCUGGGUGACCGGCUGGGGCUUCAUCGGCUCCAACGCACGUCUGCCACCUCCCUACAAACUCCGGGAAGCACAAGUCACCAUCUUAAACAACACCAGGUGUAAUUACCUGUUUGAACAGCCCUCUAGCCGUGGUAUGAUCCAGGAUUCCAUGUUUUGUGCUGGUGCUGAAGAUGGCAGUGUAGACACCUGCAAAGUUGCAGAGCCAAGACAGCAAAUACCACACAUCCGGGAGCCGUCCCCCAAGAAGAGCCCCACCACCAACUCCUUCCUGUACCCAUGGUGUCCUCUCACUCCUUCCUUCUGGAUGGUGGCCCAGAGGGCACAGGAGGGUAUAAAGAAGACCUGGAGGGACCCAGGCACAAGGAGACGCCAGCGAAGACUCUCCCGGCCAGGUAAGAUUCCUGGGAUGCGCCAGCCAGAGACCAUGCUGCUGCUGCUGCUCACCCUCGCCCUCCUGGGGGGCCCCACCUGGGCAGGGAAGAUGUAUGGCCCUGGAGGAGGGAAGUAUUUCAGCACCACGGAAGACUACGACCAUGAAAUCACAGGGCUGCGGGUGUCUUCGGCUCUUAUGGUGAAAAGUGUCCAGGUGAGACUUGGAGACUCCUGGGAUGUUAAACAGGGUGCUUCAGGUGGGCAGACCCAGGAAGUCAUCCUGCAGCAAGGCGAACACAUCAUAAAAGUCGUUGGCGCCUUCAAAGUUUUCCUUCAGGGUAUGGCCCUGUGCACCAACAAAGACCGCUGUUUCUAUUUUGGGAAGCUUGUUGGGAAUUUCUUCUCUGCCUACCCCAGCCAAGAGGGGCAGGUGCUGGUGGGCAUCUAUGGCGAGUAUGGACUCCUCGGCAUCAAGAGCAUUGGGUUUGAAUGGAACUAUCCACUAGAGGAGCCGACCACUGAGCCACCAGUUACUUCCACAUGUGGAUGAAAGGCACCCAUGGGUCACUAGGGUGGGGUACAGGGCCAUCUGGGAGGUGGUGGCUGAUGGCACUGGAGUAACUGAGUCAGGAUGCUGAAUCUGAAUCCACCAAUAAAUAAUGCUUCUGCAGAAUCAAUGCAUCCAGGUUUGGUCCUUGGAUCUGGGGUACAACCAAAGCCUUCCCUGCUCCUUGGGGACAAAGGCCCCAGUGCUGGAGUCCAGGGAACGGAGAUGAAGGGUAGGGCAGAGGUGACUCUGCCGAGGACAGAAAGACAGCAGCACCACCCCCUCAGGGAUGCUGUGGGACCCUGUGUCAGUCCCACAGUCUUUGAGGAGUCAGGCUUCAAGGCCACCACUCCCCACGGGCCCUCACCCCAGACCCAUCCAGCGGGCCUCCGCUGGCCACUCAGUCCUGGGCUUCUCUGAGUGUUCAAGGAGCCUCAGGGAAGCCACCCACUCAUCCAUUCACUCAGCAGACAUUUGCCAAGGCCUUGUCCUCACCAGCGUCCCCUGGCACUGGGGGUAUAAAGAAAAGGCCCAGUUUCCAGCUGAGGGCAGAUGCCUCGUGCGUGGUAGGGGAUGGUGCAGAGGCAGAUAGUGGCAGUUCACUUUGCCAUCUGCAUGGAUGGGGACACAUGCAGCUCAUGGUGUGUAGGCACUUUCCCAGGGGUGAGGUGAGGGGGAUGUGCUUCAGGGAAGUCUUCCUGGAGGUGGCAAUGUCUGAGCUAAGUCUUAAAGGAUGAGGGAGGAUUAGCCAAGAGGAGACAAGGGGAGGAGGGCAUUACAGGUUGAGGGCUCAGCAUGAGCAAAGGCACGAGAUGCAGACAGCUGGGGACAGCAGGCCUCACACUGCGGUAAUUUGUCACAGCAGAAACAGGAAAUCAGUACAGGCCCUGGACCCAGCCCAUUCUUCAUGUCCCCUUCCCAAGUCUCCAAGCCCACAUUGGCACUUGCCAAGAUCAGAGCCCCAGGGGCCUCCAGGGACAGGGUUUUCAGCCCUUUGGGACCAUGAUCCACAGA